Mercenaria mercenaria is the source of this 1056-nucleotide messenger RNA. RefSeq names its product synaptogenesis protein syg-2-like. NCBI's taxonomy places the organism in Eukaryota, Metazoa, Mollusca, Bivalvia, Venerida, Veneridae. The transcript is spliced from 4 exons. Bases 24 to 1049 code for a protein of 341 amino acids. The record is from RefSeq and is a predicted model, not a curated record.
UUGAGGGGACUUUCUGCGACCGGAUGUUGAACACAAUGGUUCUUUUUACACUGUUCUACUUAUAUGUUGGAAGUAAGACAGAAGGUGUGUAUGCCAGCACAGUACAUCUGUCACCUACAAUUGUGAAUAUGGUGGAGAAUACUAGUGUUACACUUACAUGUUCGAAGACGACUGGACAACUUUUGGAGUCCCGGUGGACAAACUCACAGAUUUCAGACCAAGAUGCAAACUUAUAUUAUAUUAAUGGCCAGUGCGUGACUACAAGGUUUUUGCAAAACAACGAUUUAUUUGAUGGUGUUUGCAAUAGAAAUGGGACCUUUUCCGUCAUUCUAAACAGAAUCGACAGAUUACAACACGGAGCUGUGUGGCAAUGUCGAGAAAGCCUAGUAUCUUCUAGUAACAAAGUUACCAUUAAUGUUGAAGUUCCUCUUACAAAUGUGGACAUCUAUCUACCAAAGAACAUUUAUUUGAAUGAAAAUCACCAAUACAUAAUCAAAUGCAAUACGUCAAGCUGUCGGCCACAGCCAACGAUCGCUUGGUAUCUUCAAAAUCCUAAGACUCACAUUAAAUACAACUUAACAGAGAACUCGACGCAAUCCAUUACAGAAAAGAAGGAUGGACUCAUCGCUGCAGAAAGUUUACUGCGUUUAGUUCCAAACAGAACUGUCAAUGACUGGAUGCUAUAUUGUGAAGCGUGGACUGACAACACUAAUUCUGCACUUGCAAGCAAGCAAAUAGCACUAAACGUAUCUUAUCCUCCAGACAGCGGCCCAGUAAUAGAUGGCUUUGAAAGCAGUAAAACAUAUCGAUUUAUUGAACGGGAUCAGGCCGAAUUCUCUUGUUCUGUUACUGGAGGUAAUCCAUUGGCAACUCUGAGCUGGAACUGUUUCAACAUUAUUUUAACAUCCAUGACGAUUGUCAACAAAACUGUUGUAAGCAAUGUUACUUGGAAAGCGGUGCGCCAUCAAAACGUCUGCUCGUGCGAGUCACACCAUACAUUCAAUGCUAAACAAGCUACAAAUGUCACCCUUGAUGUUCUAUGUAAGUAAAUUUUAA